AUGAGACUUCUAGAUGCCACGUAUAAUGCAUGGUGCCGUGAUGAAUAUUUGAAGGAGAAGGCAAAUUUUGCUACCGAAGACGCUUUUCGACAAUAUCUCCAGCAGGAGCUUCGUCGUUUGAAUCUCGAACCUGACGAGCUCUCCGUGAGUGAAUGCAACGUCAGGUUCAUGCACAUCCUAGAAAAUAAGUUUCUUAAAACAGCCACAGAACUUGCUGCUAUGCGCAGCGACUCCCAUUUUUUGGCCCUGACAUGGAGCUCGGAUCCCAGCGCAGCGGCACUCUCUAGCGCGUACACAAGCCACACCGGCUUGGAGGACUAUUGCCAGGAGAACAAGGUCCCUAUUCGCACCGCGAUAAACAACUUUGGCAUAAUUCUGAAGAAUGCUGACAUUGGGGGGGCAAAACUCGGCGCCAUCUGCUUGGAAGAUUUGCUGGGAAUGAUUUUUGAAACCGCUAUUGAUAAACCGGGGGGAGCAUCCAGCACUAGCAAGACCGAACACUCUGCCACGCCAGCCGCUACACAAGUGACAAGCACCAGCGACGAUAGCAAAGCCCCUCAACAGCAACAAGACACCAAGUCGCAACCCACGAAUGCUGUUGGUGGUAGCAGAGUCCCGGAUGCAGCCUCCAAUGGUGUGACUGCUCCAGUUGUUCGACGUGCUGGAGUUACAGUUGACUACCUGAACCUGGCUCGCCAGUUCAUAAAGACGCCAUGGCUCCCCGACAACCCCUGGCACCAGAGAGAGAGUCAGAAGCGGCGUGACUAUCACCGCGCCAUCGUGCGUGAUUCACUGCUCAUGCAAAUGGGGUAUGUCGGACCUCCUCUGCUUAAUCACACCACCCUCACGCCUUCCCCAGGUGUCAAUACCAACAAUCGGCAACUUAGAGUGGGAGAUGCUGGAAAACUCGUUAUCGAUGCCAAGUGCCGAUGGGUCAACUACCCCACAGGGUCGGGAGUCCCAGGGUUUACCUUCACUAACUCUUCGCACUGGUGGGCCAAUGGCGUCGGCAUUCAGGAAGCAGACGUGUCGGCGAUUGGAGCAGCGUUAAAAUGGACACCUGAUGAAUGUAAACUAGAUAUUAAUUCUCGGGAGUUCUUAUUGCUUGACAUUGUCCCCGGUCGCUACAAGGUCUAUCAAUGCGAACGAUUCAUGGAGACUUGGCAAGGCAAUCCCGACUUCAUUCCGGCAGGACCCGCAGCUGCUCGGCCCCCUUCUCUGCCCCAAGCUCUGUCCGCAAAUGAAACUCCUGCUGUGCCUAUGCCUUUGGCAGUUCCUCCCAAAUCUUCCUCUCCUGCAUUGACAGCCCCCACGGCAGCAGCAGUAGCAGUAGCAGGCACUGCGUCACCCCCCGAUCUUUCACGGUUACCUCCUCGCCCUUCCCGCCUUGAUAAUACCGACACCGAACCCAGCUUAUCAACUCUUACUCGGGCGCUACAUAACCUGAAGGCAACGUAUGCUCCUAUACCGCCUGUUCAUCCACCCCAACCCCCCACCCCUGCUGUCCCGCGCCGAAAGUUCAAUCUUCGAAAGGAGAAACGACUGGCCAACAAGUUCUUCAAUACUUAUCUCGCUGAUGCUCCACCCGAGACUGCCACGUCACAUCAUAAUAACAUCGCUGCCACUCUUGUUGCCAGUCUCCGGUCAGCCCAAGCUCCCAACCACCCUGACAACUCCAACACAAGAUUGAACGCCUCAUCCAGCUCCACCGAGGCCGCUAACUCCACCAUGAACAGUGUUCCACCUGGCCUAGGGGCUGCUGCUCAAUCCCGUCCUGGUGGUCCUGUCCGACAACCAUCCCAGACAGCCCGAAGGCCUGACCAUCCGUACCGAGAUAGCAUUCCUCCUCGGUUCGACGAAGAUCGUCGCACACUGCCAUUCUACGGAGGACCUUGGAAUAUGCCUCCACCUAUCCAUUAUCCCAAUUUUUAUCAAGGCCUCUAUCCGAACACUGGUGGCUCGGGCUAUGGUCAAGGAAUGUUCGUUCCUAGCUAUGGGCCUGAGUUUGGGUAUGGGGACUCCGAAAUCUACGGUGAAGAUGAUGCUUACGGGGGAGAUUACUCCCUUGGGCAAGGUAAUUAG
Coprinopsis cinerea okayama7#130 is the source of this 2082-nucleotide messenger RNA. RefSeq lists its product as hypothetical. NCBI's taxonomy places the organism in Eukaryota, Fungi, Basidiomycota, Agaricomycetes, Agaricales, Psathyrellaceae. Bases 1 to 2082 code for a protein of 693 amino acids. The transcript has 5 exons. The record is from RefSeq and is a predicted model, not a curated record.